AUGCUAGGUGAUAACAUAUUAGCCGUAAGAAUAUUCAAAGAUGACUUAUUUGUGAUGUUUGAUUUUAUGAAUCGGCACGUACGCCUCUUGUCAAAGUUAUCAAUUCUACACGUACGCAGGUAUAAGGAUGAGAAUGAUCAAGACGGAUUUUUAAAAUUACUAACUUUCACUGAAAACGGUGUUUUGCAAUGUCAUCUAGAGAAGCAGCGCAGAUGA
Messenger RNA from Auanema sp. JU1783, 216 nucleotides. The record is from the annotation of a GenBank genome assembly. NCBI's taxonomy places the organism in Eukaryota, Metazoa, Nematoda, Chromadorea, Rhabditida, Rhabditidae.